AUUCACUUGCUAUAUAUACUGAAAUUUCUUAUGAAGGAACAUAGCUGCUUGUCUGCUGAACCUUAAAACUUCGAAACUUCAAACUAGGUUUUUUCAAGAUGAUCAUUCCAGUUCGCUGUUUCACCUGCGGAAAGGUCAUUGGCAACAAAUGGGAUGAAUAUCUUGAUCUUCUCCAAGCUGAUUACUCCGAAGGGGAUGCACUUGAUGCAUUGAAUUUGGUUCGCUAUUGCUGUCGUAGAAUGCUGAUGACUCAUGUUGACCUCAUUGAGAAGCUUCUCAACUACAACACACUGGAGAAAUCCGAAGGCAGUUGAAGCAACUUCCCGGACUAAUGAGCUUAAUUAACUAGUGUUUAUAUCUAGAACGUUUACUUUUAGCUGUAAUUCUCUUUCUAGUUGUAAGGAGGUGAAGUAAAUUGUUCCCUUAUGAAGUGAGCCUUUUGAUUCGUGCAACCACUAAACGGUGUGAUACUGCAAGCUGCACUUGAUUUUUGUUGGUUCUUAAUCUUCUGGUUGCCUAUUGACAAUGUAAUUGCUGGUGUAGUAAAACCCAAAACUUUAAAGUU
Lycium barbarum (goji berry) is the source of this 565-nucleotide messenger RNA. RefSeq names its product DNA-directed RNA polymerases I, II, and III subunit RPABC5. Gene Ontology annotation, biological process: tRNA transcription by RNA polymerase III; transcription by RNA polymerase II; transcription by RNA polymerase I. Gene Ontology annotation, molecular function: DNA binding; DNA-directed RNA polymerase activity; zinc ion binding. The record is from RefSeq and is a predicted model, not a curated record. The transcript has 4 exons. The coding region runs from base 99 to 314 and encodes 71 amino acids. NCBI's taxonomy places the organism in Eukaryota, Viridiplantae, Streptophyta, Magnoliopsida, Solanales, Solanaceae. Gene Ontology annotation, cellular component: RNA polymerase III complex; RNA polymerase II, core complex; RNA polymerase I complex.